Molecule: messenger RNA, 4741 nt
Organism: Corythoichthys intestinalis (scribbled pipefish)
Lineage: Eukaryota; Metazoa; Chordata; Actinopteri; Syngnathiformes; Syngnathidae
Gene: gria2b
Product: glutamate receptor, ionotropic, AMPA 2b
Exons: 16
Coding region: 300-3092 (930 amino acids)
Biological process (GO): synaptic transmission, glutamatergic; modulation of chemical synaptic transmission; monoatomic ion transport
Cellular component (GO): dendritic spine; AMPA glutamate receptor complex; postsynaptic density membrane
Molecular function (GO): AMPA glutamate receptor activity; transmitter-gated monoatomic ion channel activity involved in regulation of postsynaptic membrane potential
Source: RefSeq, a predicted model, not a curated record
GAGGAGGAGGGUGGAGGGACGAGUUGAGAGGGGGUGAUGCUGAGAGAGGAGCGCUGCACUUGGAGCAGGAUUCGGCCGCGCUCGGUGCUCUGCCGUUAAGGCUUCUUCAUUCCUCGACGACUGGGGUGACCCCCCUUUUAUCUUUCAUCCCCAACAUUAGUCGUCGUUCAUUGCACACCUGGCUGCAGCAAAAAAAAAAAAAAAAAAAAAAAAAAAGGAUGCGUGGGAUUUAACGCCUUGAUCGUCCUUCUCUCUCCUGGAAUAUUCCUGCCUCCCCUCCCCGAGUGUGUGUUCGGUAGAUGCGGACCGCCACGACCAUGCAGCAGAUUGUGCAUUUCUCCGUGUCUUUCCUCCUUGUCUUGUGGGGGUGUGCACACGGAGGCUCGCCCAGCGUCCAAAUUGGGGGGCUCUUUCCAAGGGGCGCGGACCAAGAGUACAGCGCCUUCCGGAUAGGCAUGGUCCAGUUCGGUACGGCCGAGUUCCGGCUCACGCCUCACAUUGACAACCUGGAGGUGGCCAACAGUUUUGCUGUCACCAAUUGCUUCUGCUCGCAGUUCUCCAGGGGCGUCUAUGCCAUUUUCGGAUUCUACGACAAAAAGUCGGUGAACACCAUCACGUCGUUCUGCGGCACGCUGCACGUGUCCUUCAUCACGCCCAGUUUCCCGCUGGACGGCACCCAGCAGUUCAUCAUCCAGAUGAGGCCAGACAUUAAGGGGCCACUGCUGAGCCUCAUUGAGUACUACAAGUGGGACAAGUUCGCCUACCUGUACGACAGCGAUCGAGGCCUGACAACACUUCAGGUGGUCCUGGACACGGCGGCCGAGAGGAAGUGGCAAGUGACGGCCAUCAACGUGGGCAAUCUAAAAGAUGAGCGCAAAGAUGAAGCCUACCGCUCGCUUUUCCAGGAUCUGGAAAACAAGAAAGAGCGACGGGUGAUCCUGGAUUGUGAACAGGACAAAGUCAAAGACAUCAUGGACCAGGUCAUCACCAUUGGCAGACACGUUAAAGGCCACCAUUACAUCAUAGCUAAUCUGGGUUUUGUGGACGGCGAUCUGUCCAAAAUCCAGUACGGCGGUGCCAAUGUGUCAGGCUUCCAGAUCGUGGAUUUCGACGAUCCUUUGGUAUCCAAGUUUGACCAAAGGUGGGAGGCCUUGGAGGAGAAGGAGUAUCCAGGGGCAGAUAGCAAGAUCAGAUACACAUCAGCGUUGACGUACGACGCGGUGCAAGUGAUGACGGAGGCCUUCCGCUACCUUCACAAGCAGCGCAUCGACUUCACCCGUCGGGCCAACACCGGCGACUGCCUUGCCAACCCCGCUGUUCCCUGGGCUCAGGGAGUGGAAAUCGAGCGGGCAUUGAAACAGGUGCGCGUGGAGGGCCUGACGGGCAACAUCCAGUUCGACCAACACGGCAAGCGGGUCAACUACUCAGUCAACAUAAUGGAAUUGAAGAACAACGGCCCCGUAAAGAUUGGCUACUGGAACGAGGUUGACAAAAUGGCCGUCACCAAAUCUGACGUCUUUGCCAAUGACUCGACGGGGAUGGAAAAUAAAACGGUCAUUGUCACGACAAUCUUGGAGGCUCCUUACGUCAUGCUGAAAAAGAAUGCUGACCUGUUUGUGGACAACGACCGCUACGAAGGGUACUGUGUGGAUCUGGCCGCCGAGAUCGCAAGGCAUUGCGGUUUCAAAUACCAACUGAAAAUAGUCAAUGAUGGCAAGUAUGGAGCCAGGGAUGCUGAGACCAAGAUCUGGAACGGCAUGGUGGGCGAGUUAGUGUAUGGGAAAGCUGACAUCGCUGUAGCUCCUCUAACCAUCACCCUCGUCCGAGAGGAAGUGAUCGACUUUUCUAAGCCUUUUAUGUCCCUGGGGAUCUCGAUUAUGAUCAAGAAACCCCAGAAGUCCAAGCCUGGCGUCUUCUCCUUCCUUGACCCACUGGCCUAUGAGAUAUGGAUGUGCAUCGUGUUCGCCUAUAUCGGAGUCAGUGUCGUGCUCUUCCUGGUCAGCCGCUUCAGCCCCUACGAGUGGCACACAGAGGAGUACGAGGACGGGCAGAUCCAGACCAACGAGUCCACCAAUGAGUUUGGCAUAUUCAAUAGCCUGUGGUUCUCGCUGGGGGCGUUCAUGCGACAAGGCUGUGACAUCUCACCAAGGUCCCUGUCCGGGCGCAUUGUUGGCGGCGUGUGGUGGUUCUUCACGCUUAUCAUCAUCUCCUCCUACACGGCCAAUUUGGCUGCUUUCCUCACUGUGGAGAGGAUGGUGUCACCCAUUGAGAGCGCUGAGGACCUGGCCAAGCAGACCGAGAUCGCGUAUGGCACGCUAGACUCAGGCUCAACUAAAGAAUUCUUUAGGCGUUCUAAAAUUGCCCUUUUUGACAAAAUGUGGACAUACAUGCGGAGUGCAGAGCCCUCGGUGUUUGUGAAAAAAACAGCCGAGGGUGUUCUGAGAGUCCGCAAGUCCAAGGGGAAAUACGCCUACUUGCUGGAGUCCACCAUGAACGAGUAUAUCGAGCAACGCAAACCCUGCGAUACCAUGAAGGUGGGAGGCAACCUGGACUCCAAAGGAUACGGAAUCGCCACGCCCAAAGGAUCCUCAUUAAGAAAUGCGGUUAACCUCGCAGUACUAAAACUGAAUGAGCAAGGCCUGUUGGACAAAUUGAAAAACAAAUGGUGGUACGACAAAGGAGAGUGCGGCAGCGGGGGAGGUGAUUCCAAGGAGAAGACCAGCGCCCUCAGCCUGAGCAACGUGGCUGGGGUCUUCUACAUUCUGGUCGGAGGACUCGGCUUGGCCAUGCUGGUGGCCUUAAUCGAGUUCUGUUACAAGUCCCGAGCCGAGGCCAAACGAAUGAAGGUGGCAAAGAAUGCACAGAAUAUUAACCCAACUUCCUCGCAGAAUUCACAGAAUUUUGCAACUUAUAAGGAAGGUUACAACAUGACUUUCGGGGACGCUAUGAGGAACAAAGCGAGACUUUCGGUCACCGGGAGCACUGGGGAGAAUGGUCGGGUGAUGACUCCUGAGUUCCCGAAGGCCGUCCACGCCGUCCCGUACGUCAGGCCCGACAUGGGCCUCAAUGUCAGCCUGACAGACCUGUCCUGAUCCCAGACCAACUUCCGAGUGCCUUACCAUGGUUUCAAAAAGAUAGAAAAAAAGAGCGAUUUUGUUCUUUUUUUUCCCUUCGAAAAGGUUUGUGUUGUUUCCCCCCCAAACGCUUCUUACUAUCGCUUGCUUCUGUUGUGGCACUUUUUUUCCUCUAAUGGGAACGUCGGAGAUCACAAAGACUUGGUUGGUACUUUCUCCAAUGUUAAAAAAAAAAUCCUGGAAUAUCUUGGAAUUCUUUUGUUUUCAUUCCUAAAAGCGUGAAAGUGAGGGCUUAAUGAACAGCUGCUUCUCCCAACGUUACGAAGUGUGUGUAUGUGUGUGUUAAUCGGUUGCCGCCACAUCCUGAAGCACAUCCGCGUUCUAAAAUGUGAAAUAGUCCUUUGAAGUUUUUCUUAAGAAAAUCCCAGGAAAAUACUCACUUUAAAAAAAACAACUAUUUUUAUGUAUUUUCACAAAAUAGCUUUUAAAGAAACUCGCAGUUGGAUUUAAACACGCGGAAAGGAGAAAUAGGAAACAGCAAGAAAAGUCAUGUAAUUAAAUUCCUGUAUAUUUUAAUCGUUUGGUGUUGAUACGAACUCUUGUCAAUGCUCGACAUUUUUGGAAUCUCCGUUUUUGGCUCAUCUUUUUUGACUCGUGUCAUUUUCUUUCUCCUCAUCCGCUGUUUGUGUUUUUUCUGCCGAGGACCAGGGUCGUUUGUCGCGCUUUCAGGAGGAAGUGAAUCUGUUUACACGUCAUGAAUGCAAAAUAUAUAUAUAUUAAGAGAAAAAACACACAUUUAAAAAAAAAAUGGAAAGGGCGUUAGAUAGGCAUCAGCAUCCACCACUCGGAAAAAUGCCGAAAUGCCAAAAAAGCGACGGGUGCCAAAUCCUAGUGCCAGUAGAUGAUGAAUAUAGAGUCUUAAUAUAAUCAAUCACUGUCAUUUCAGUGAAUGUAAAUGACUUUUUUUUUUUUUUUGUAAACUAUAGAUGUACAGUCGGUGGCGAUGACACUGGUAAUAAGGAUAAAUAAAUAGCCUUUUAGGGGGGUUGUUUUGUUGUUGUUUUUUCAUGUAUUUUUGCAUCCACCUGACGAUGACGUAGCAGCGGUUUCUGCAUGUCGCUUGCCACCGUCGUGACGAUUUUGUUUUCUAACUGCCAAAAGAAGUCAACACAUACACACAACAGCGUUUACAAUUUUAAUGUAGAAGUCGUGACGGUGUUUGAAUUUUCGGGGAUAAAACAUACAUACAUGCAUACGAUAUAUAUAUACAUAUAUACUUAUAUUUUGUAUAAAAAGAUUUGAAAAAAAAACAUAGCCCCUCCCCCUUUCCAUGAUAGUGUCAGAUCUGCUUUACGUCAGAUUUUUUUUUUUUUUUUUUUCUAAAGACAAGCACUUCUUAACUCAUAGGACUCACUUGAUCUCUUUUAUGACCUGUAAAAAGCCCCUGUGUAUGAUACAAAUGGGGUAAUAAUCUGUAUUAUUAUUAUUAUUAUUACUCUGGCUGUUGUUUUUGUAUUCCGACAAUAGAUAACACGCAUAUACUUGUAGUCGCUUCUAAGUUCCAUAUGGCGUAAAUUCAGGCUAUUCUCACUGACAUUUUGUAUUAUGGAAUGUGUGCUAACUUGUUUAUUUUUGGGACUCUUUCUUAAAUAAAUUUAAAAAGAAAA